Molecule: messenger RNA, 6803 nt
Organism: Anopheles funestus (African malaria mosquito)
Lineage: Eukaryota; Metazoa; Arthropoda; Insecta; Diptera; Culicidae
Product: F-box/LRR-repeat protein 20
Exons: 11
Coding region: 2126-3490 (454 amino acids)
Biological process (GO): SCF-dependent proteasomal ubiquitin-dependent protein catabolic process
Cellular component (GO): SCF ubiquitin ligase complex
Molecular function (GO): protein binding
Source: RefSeq, a predicted model, not a curated record
UCAAUAAUCGUACACCCUCUAUUGUUGCUAGUGUAAUGUGGUUUUCGACCGUUCUACAAAACAAAUCCCCAUCAAUCAUCACAGCAUGCCAUACGGCGCAGGCACUGUUGUCAAAGGUUAAAGUAAAUAAAAGAGCUUUGUAUGUCAAGGCAGGGGUGUUGACGGAAGCGCAGCGAAGGCGCCAUCCCCCUCCCCUUUCCCGUGCAGCACGAAACGUUUUUCCGGGUGUCAAACACACUACCUGCAAGAACAGCUGAUUGAUAAUAAUAAUAAUAUAGGCGCAUUAGACGGUUGUUUAGAUUACUGCUCUUAUGCUUUGAUGUCUGAUGAACGCGCAAAUAGUUUUACUUUUCUUAAAGUAAACGACGAUAGCGCGCUGCUCCUUUCGCUAAAUUGUGAAAUUUGUAAGAAAUAUGCUACAAAUGCAUUUUAAAUCCAUAUUGCUCAGACAGACAUAGGCAUUAUUAUUGUUUAUUUGUUCUUCAGGAUAGUUUAUCACUUCUUUAAAAAGAUACAAACAAAAUCAGAAUAACAACAUUAGUGUAAAUUGUUAGUUUUACAUCCCGGAAAUCAGAAAAAGAGUUAUUUAUGCAUAUCUUCGAAACAGUAAAUAAAAAUUGAGCGAAUAAUGUAAACCGCAUCGCAGAGAGGGAGAGCGAAGUGUCUCGUCGAAAACAACAAGUUAAAAUGGAACGCACACAGCAUAAACGCGCAAGAAAAAAAACAACAGCAAAACAAUUUACAACAGCAGCAGCAUAAAGAACGAUAGCAAAAAGGAAUCGUCGCCAUAUUGAAUCAAGAAUUGGCCAACUACGAACGAAUGGGGUGGUAGGAAGCAACAUAUAGCAUACGCCCCGGGGGUCUGUGUCCCGCUGAAAAUGAUCGUGUUGCGUAUCGUUCCACAGUGUGCGUAAUUCUGACUCUUUGUUUUUGUUGUUGUUGUUUAUGCUUAUUUUGUUGCUAAUCGUGAAACAGAUGACGGACCGGAGGCCUACUAGCUCUUCUGUACGUCUGAUCAGAAUACAGUCGUGUCGCGUUAGGGCCCCGGUGCUGCUGCUGUUGGUUGCAGCAGUUUGAAGUGGUGUCAGUCGGUUCCAACCUUGGGGUUUCCCCAUUCGGGUGUAUGCCCGGGAAUGUGUCGCGGAAAUCAGAAAAGAAAAGUAGACACUGCUACUGCCGAUGGGUGUUUUCCGGCAAGAUUGAAAUAGCUAUGCGAGUGCUUCUACCUAGCAGCGUAUGAAAUGCAGCAGAACUGUUUGGUGACUUGGUAAUUGUCAAAAACAAGGUGCAGCAAGGAGUAGUUUUUUUAGUGGAAAUUAGCCAUCUAGUGUUCAUCGACGCACGGUGCGUGUGUGUAUGUGCGCGGUAUAGGCUGUACGUGUGGGCAUACGUGUGCGUGUGUGGCGCGCGCGUGCAUCAUCAACUCGCGCGGACAAACAAAGGAAAGUGCUCCCGAAGUGUCGAUACUCUGUAGAGUAGCGGAUCCCUUCCGGCAAACUGCACCAACACUCGCCGGAAUUGGAAUCGGUCGUGUGCGUUCUCAAUUAUACGCGGACGUAUCGGCCACCCUUUCCCCGUACCGUCCCAGCUCUCAUGCAGUCGGGCCUGCGUUGGAAGGGCACUUAGGAAAAGGGCGUCCAGUAACAGCCGCUAGGUUGGUACGUUCGUUCGCCUUUACAACAGUGGAUUGAAUCUCCAUCCUCAUACCAUCCUCUGUCCCCCUCGUAGUCUCCCUUGGUUCCGUGGAGUUCACUUGCUCCCUUGAACCCUAGCUGAUCGAGUAGUAGUGCGUGUUUGUGUUGGUGUGCUGCUGUGACGUUUGUUGCCUCUUUGUUGGUUAGACGCGAGACGUUUCUAGUGCGUAGUUCCUUAGCUCUGCUGCCCUGCUGGAGAAGCUCCCGGGAAAGGAAGUGACGAAUAUUGGUGUUUGGAUUUCGUGUGCGGUGUGUGCCACCCAUCAGUGGCAAAGAGGGAAAACAGUUCGUACAGUUGCUAAGCGUGAGCCGAAAUUUCGCCAGUUUGGCCAGCGCGUGUAAAAGGGAAAGCCAACCGACGACGAUAACAACGACAACAACGACAUUCCAGCCACAGUUUCGUCGCUAGCAAGUGGAGUCCAGCACGGACAAUGACGGCACGGAACGGGGAAAGGGAGAAAGGCUCCGGCAAGGAGCCAAACGACAAGAUGAACCACAGUCAGCUGGUUCGCAACCGAUUCGAGAAGUCAGGUGUUACUCUCCCGGAUGAUGAGAUCUCACGGAAACUACCAAAGGAAAUUUUGCUUCGCAUUUUGUCAUACCUUGACGUGACUUCGCUAUGCCGCUGUGGACAGGUUUCCCGUUAUUGGAACAUGCUUGCGCUGGACGGUUCCAACUGGCAGAAGAUAGAUCUUUUCGAUUUUCAACGUGACAUUGAGGGUCCGGUGAUUGAAAACAUUUCACAGCGAUGCGGUGGCUUUCUCAAGUAUCUACGACUGCGCGGAUGUCAAUCGGUCGGCAGCCACUCGAUUCGUACCCUCGCCAACUACUGCCAUAACAUCGAGCAUCUCGAUUUGUCCGAGUGCAAAAAGAUCAGUGACGUUGCCAUACAACAGCUCAGCAAGAACUGUGCCAAGCUGACCGCCAUCAACUUGGAAUCAUGCUCGCAGAUAUCCGACAGUAGCCUUAAGGCACUCUCCGAUGGGUGUCCGAAUUUGGCCGAAAUCAAUGUGUCCUGGUGCAAUCUAAUCACGGAGAAUGGUGUUGAGGCACUAGCCAGGGGAUGCAAUAAGAUUAAAAAGUUUAGCAGUAAAGGAUGUAAGCAGGUGAACGAUAGGGCUGUUAUCUCGCUCGCCAUAUACUGUCCAGGCAUAGAAGUUUUAAAUCUACAUAGUUGUGAUAGCAUAACGGAUGCGUCGAUAUCGAAGAUCGCGGAAAAGUGCUGCAAUUUGAAGCAGCUGUGCGUGUCUAAGUGUACCGAGCUUACCGAUCAGUCCCUCACUGCCCUAGCGAUGAAUAAUCAGUAUCUCAACACGCUCGAGGUGGCCGGUUGCGCACAAUUCACCGACAGUGGCUUCAUCGCUCUGGCCAAGAACUGUAAAUAUCUGGAGCGGAUGGAUCUGGAAGAGUGUAGCCUGAUCACGGAUGCGACAUUACAGAACCUAGCAUUAGGAUGUCCUAGUCUUGAGAAAUUGACCUUAUCACACUGCGAACUAAUAACGGACGAAGGUAUCCGACAGCUGGCCGGUGGUGGUUGUGCAGCCGAAAGUCUCUCCGUCCUAGAGCUAGACAACUGUCCACUGAUCACUGACGCUACGCUAGAACAUCUAAUAACCUGUCACAAUCUACAGCGGAUAGAGCUGUACGACUGCCAACUCAUUUCACGGAACGCGAUUCGUCGUUUAAGGAAUCACCUUCCAAACAUAAAAGUACACGCGUACUUUGCACCGGUCACACCUCCACCAACAAUUAACGGUCCGCGCCCGAGGUAUUGCCGUUGUUGCGAGAUUCUCUGAGAUCAGGCGAUUGGCUUAGCCAGAAAAGUGCUCUGUAGGAGUAGAGACGACUGAUAUUUAUAUUUGUAACCGUAGUAUACACAGGCUCCGUCGUGCGUACGUCUGAAUACACAACUAACCACCAUACCCACAGCAACGGCAACUGAAAACUAUGCUUCAGACGAGAAACUGCGGUGUCAUAUUGCAGCUAGAAUGAGCGAACGAAGCUGCAGAGGGGUUUAAAAUGUUCUGUUUUUUUUCGCAUCAUCCCAUGCCUGCAGCGAAUGGGGCAUAGGCGUAUGCAUCGCAUCACAUCGCUUGUUCUUGGCAGCUAAUUUACUAGGCACUAUGUGUUAAGGUGGCUUUGCAGGCCUGGACUGAUAACUAAAACACAAAUAGUUGCAUCUCUUCGAAGAGUGCAGAAGAAAGACGUUGGUUGGAUUUUUGGUGACGGUGAUAGACCACGACUAGAGCAUGGAUUUUAGAGAUGGGGCUUGCUCUACUAGGUGCGACUAGUAUUUUAUUACCACGCAAAAACGUAUCAAUAUCGUUGGCGGGAAAUAGCUUAAUGGAUGUUUCUCGUAUAAUAGUAGCCUUGUGUGUGCGUGUGUGUGUAAGCAUUUUACUUACAAGCUGGUUUGAUUGAUGAAAGAAUCGAUCCGCAACGAAAAUAAAAAAUAAGAUGGAAAGCCAAAACAAAACAACACGUUCAUAAUGUACGUACAUUUGACAACACAACCAACUCAGAAUAACACACCAAAUAGUAAGCAGCUCGUCAUCGUUAAUGCCCGCCCCGGAGUGAGUGGUUUAAGCCGGAAAGGAAAUGUGGAAUGUGGAAAAACAAUACCAAAAAAAAAAUGAAGAGAUUGGAUCGAAAAACAUACGAUGCUAGCGAGUGCAAAACAAGCUAUCACAUGUGUUCAAAGAAUAAUUAAGAGCGCAAGCGUUUUGAAACGGGAAAGUAAUUUUCAUUAACAUAUUAGUAAUUGCGAAGAACCAACUAAGGAAGGGAAAUCAAUCAUACGCGUAUCGUACGUUCAUUUGUAAAUGAGCCAUAUAAACUCAGACAGCGGUUUAUGUGUAUAAGAAUACAUCUAUGAAAACAAAGGAAAACAAUAUCCCAGUGCUAGUUGGCAAUAUUUAAACAAUGCGACACGAUGAACCAUGGCAGCCAUAGCAGAAUUAGUGGACGACACACACACACACACGCAAAACUGCAUCCAAACUAAACACAUUUUUAAAAUAUGAAACAUCAAUCUACUAAAGAAUACUUUACAAUGCCGGUGUGCGUGUGCGAGUGUGUAAAAACUUGCAGAAAACAAAAAAUAAGCCAUUAAAUUAGGUAAACAAAUGGAUAAAAAAAAGAAUAAGGAGAAACCCACGUAUUAAUAAUGCUCACAAUGAAAGUGGAACAAACAAGCAGCAUUCGCAUUGUGCAAUGAGUCGUCAUCAGUUCUUUUUUUUUGGGACAGAGCACUAUGUAGCACUAACUACUACUACUGUAACGCAUAAGCUUUUUGUACUUGGUGUUGUAAGGCAAUAGGGUUAUGCGAGAAAAAGGACACGGUUUGAAAACGAGACAGAGAGAGAGAGAAACAGCUGAAAUUAUAUUUUUUCACACGGUACGGCAGGAAAUCAUUGAAAACGGUGUGAUAGUAUGGAAGGGAAGAACGCACGGUGUAACAAAGCGUAGGAUACAGUAAGGCGGAUCUUCUAAAACAUUUCCCUUUCUGAAAAGCAGAGGAUCAGUUCUACUUCAUUUUAGUAUUGUUGAUUCUCGUUGUUGGAUGAAACAAUUAGCAUCACUUUUUUGUUUCAGGACCAAAAUUUCAUACGUUUUUUCAUCAUUUCAUCAUUAAAAAGCAGCUCGCCCCGUACUCCACGUUGUAAAACACAUACUUUUCCCUUGUAAUGGGUCGCUCUUUGUAAUUCUGGCACAAAUCUGCCUCGCUGUAUCCUUCAUUCUUUUACCAUAAGUUGAUUGUGUGCGUUUUUAUGCAUGAUGUGUGUGCACAAAAGCCAAGUAUGAAUGUUGUAUGGCAGCGUAAUUUGUAUGUUUGAGCUUUAGAAUGUGAUUUAAAUAGGUAAAAUGGCGUUGGAAUGAGAUUAGCCGGAUUGAGGGUUUGCAAGGAUCGAUUUUUUAAUGUAUGCGGCUGGUUCGCAUAUAAGAGAAUAGCACUCCCAGCGAAACGGAUUAAGGAUCGUCUCACCUGUCGCAUGAUCACCUUCAGUGUGGUUAUUCGCUACGGUUGCUUUUUUUUUACACACUGGCGUAAAAGAACUGGACAAACAUAAAACAGCACACGGGAGGUAGAAUUGGCACGGAAAGCGAUUAAAUUUGAUUGUGAUCUUUACAUGAACAUAUUUUAUACAUUAGACAUACGAUCGCGAAAGGUAGCAUGGAAUGGAAACGAUGAUAACUAUUGUAUGUGAUUGUAGUGCACUCUACAGUCUCCCUUUUUGCCUACACGAGACAUUCUCUCUACAAUAUCUCAACAGGGAUAUAACAAGGUUCACGCAUCAUUUAAAAAAAACGAACCGAGAAUCUGAGUGCUAGAGAAGGAAGUACAUAUAGCGUUACACCCUCUCGUGGAUCGGCUCAUGGCCGAUUUAGCAAGUGUCUUUAUUUUGCUCGGAUUGCAUUUUUAAAUGUUGAAUUGUUACUUUGAAUCAUUUGUGUUUUUGAAUCAUUGGACGAUGGUUGCAAUUCUGUUAAAUGUUGUUUUAAUCACACGGAACAAAUUAAGGCAAAUGUUUAGGUAAUACAACCAACAGUAUAGCUUUAAGCUUUUGUUUUCCAAGUUCAUACUGUCCUAGAUAGGGUUUCAAGCAGGAACAAACUACAAAAACGAACUUUUUUUUUGUAAGCCGACAAGUGCGCCUAGUGUAUGUAUGUUUGUAUAUGAUUGUCAGCUAAGUAAUACUUAUUCGUAUACGUUUUUUUGUAAUGGUAACAACAAAAGGGUAGUAAUACGCAUAAAUUGCCCCGUAACGAAACGGAAUCAAACAUUGUCAUCAUUUACUACAUUUACCCGCACUAUUAGGCUCUCGUACAUCAUCCACUACCAUAUACUAAGAAUAAUCUACGUCAUUAUCGUCGUACUACGAAAGGACGAAGCGAAGCAUGCGAACCGAUAGAAGGAGAAAGAUGAAAGGCGACUGCCAUGAUGGGAACAUCCACCUUGAAACAACGGCGCGGACCUAAUUCGUGGACUACAUGGAAUAAGAGAGAGAGUGAGAGAGAGAGAGAGAGAGAGAGAGAGAGAAAGAGAAAGGUGUAACGUGAGAAACAAUUAGGGUAUAAAAAUAAAGGAAACGUAAUUGAAGUAAAUAA